Molecule: messenger RNA, 3725 nt
Organism: Petromyzon marinus (sea lamprey)
Lineage: Eukaryota; Metazoa; Chordata; Hyperoartia; Petromyzontiformes; Petromyzontidae
Source: RefSeq, a predicted model, not a curated record
AUGGCUCACAACGCUAUCUCCAUAGAUAUAAAAGUGGACCUGCUCGACACGGAGACCGCGCAGGGCGACCUCGGCUGGGUCGCCUUCCCGCCCGAUGGGUGGCAGCAGGCUACGAGUGGCCAACGCUCAAGGCCCAGGCUGUACCAGGCGCAGUGCCGCCCCGCCGUGCCCAGGCAGGACAAGUGGCUGCGCACCGCCUGGAUCCCGCGCGGCGACGCUCGCCGCAUCUUCCUCGAGUUCCGCUUCAGCUUACGGCGCCGGUGCCCCCGUCGCCUCCCGGCCGCCGCCGCCUCCGCCGCCGGCUGCGACGACGACACGUUGGACGUUUACUACCGGGAGUCGGACGACCCCGGCGACGUCGCCGCCGGGGUCUUCGCCGACGACGAGCGGCGGCUCUUCUCCAAGGUCGACGUCGUCGGCUCGGGCGGGUCGGAGGUCGAGGCGGCGGGCGACGUGGGGCCCCUCUCCCGGGGCGGCCUCCGUCUGGCGUUCCGCGACACGGGGGCCUGCGCGUGGCUGGCGUCCGUGCGCGUCUACCGCAGGCGCUGCCCGGCCCUCGCGGUCCACCUCGCCGAGUUCCCCGACGCUCCGGCCGCCGGCGACGGGCCGUGGGCGCUGUCGGAGGUGACGGGGGCGUGCGUGGGCCACGCGCUCCGGCCCGAGGGGGAGCCGGAGCCGGCGAUGUUCUGCAACGCCGACGGCGAGUGGGAGGGCCACCCCGGGAGCUGCGUCUGCCGUGCCGGGUACCAGCAGGCGGGGAACGCCUGCCAAGGUGACGCGUUGGGAUUUGUUUUAGUAGAUUCAUCAUCGCUUACCCUCGAGAGAGAUGUGGAAAGACCCAGCGGACCUCCCACACACUCACUCGCCCACUCACCCACUCACGGCUCUUAUAAGGAGACGGCCCAAGACAGCUCCUGCUCCCGGUGUCCGCCACACAGCACGGGCAGCGUCAUCGGAGCGACGUCCUGCACCUGCCACGAUGGAUACUUCCGGCCCAGCGGCGAGCCCCAGUCUGUGGCCUGUGCAAAGCCGCCGUCGGCCCCCAGGGACGUCGUCACCUCGCCGCUCUCCGCCGCCGCCUCGGUGACGCUCCGGUGGAGCCCGCCGGCGAAUCCCGGCGGGCGCUCCGACCUCGCCUACUCCGUCGUGUGCCGGCUCCACCCGCCCCCCCUGCGGGGGGGGGGUGGGGAGAGGGGCCAGGAGCCGGCGCCGCCGUGCGGCCCGGCCGUGAGGUUCCGGCCUCCGCUCCCGCUGACGAACGCCAAGGUGGAGGUGAGCGGCCUGCGUGAGAACGCCGCCUACACCCUGGAGGUGCACGCCACCAAUGGCGUCUCCCGCCUGAGCGGCGUCCCCUCGGCGUUCGCGGCCGUCCACGUCGCCACGUCACGGGAUCCACCGUCACCCGUGGUGCGUGUCCACACGGAGAACGUCUCUGAAGACGCCGUCCUGUUGACCUGGGCCGAGCCGGAGCAGCCCAAUGGCAUCGUUAUGGACUAUGAAGUCAAAUGCUUUGACGAGGAUGACGACGACGAGAGAGAGGUAAUGAGGCUGAUCUCCAGCGUGCCGAGCAUCACCGUGACGGGGCUCCGGCAUGCCGCGGUUUACUCACUGCAGGUCCGCGCUCGCAACGCCGCCGGCUACGGAGACUACAGCCCCACACUCCACUUCCAGACGUCUCCCGCACUAAGUGAAGGAUGUGUUUGUAACUCUUUCCCUCCCCCUCCCCCAGCACAAGCGACUCAGGAAGUGACCCUCUGGGCCUCCUUGCUGUCCGCUGGCCUCGUGGGGCUGAUGCUGCUCAUCGCUGCUGCCUGCAUCAUCGUCAAGAAGAGGAGGAGGAGCAGGAGGAGGAGUGGUCACUGGCAAGCAGCAGAGUCGGAGCCUCGCGAAGAGAGACGACCUCGCUUCUACAGCGUGCGGGUGAAGAUGCCGGGCUUCAGGCUGUACAUUGACCCACACGACUACGACGAGCCCAGCGAUGCUCUCCGCGAGUUCGCGACGGAAAUCGACGCCUCGCGAAUCAAACUUGGACGCGUCAUCGGAGCAGGAGAGUUUGGGAAGGUGCACGUCGGAUACCUGAAGCGCCAGGGCAGCAGCGGAGGGGCGGCAACAGUGCGCGUGGCCAUCAAGACGCUGAAGGGCGGAUCCAGCAAGCAGCAGCAGCAGCAGGACUUCCUAUGUGAGGCGAGCAUCAUGGGACAGUUCGAGCAUGACAACAUCGUCCGCCUGGAGGGCGUCGUCACCAAGAGUAAACCUGUCAUGAUCAUCACCGAAUUCAUGGAAAACCAUUCCUUGGAUUUAUUCCUCAGGAUGAAGAAGGGGCACCUUGUGGUGACCCAGCUGCUCGGGAUGCUGCGUGACGUCGCAUCGGGCAUGGAGUACCUGUCCCGCAGGGGCUAUGUGCACCGCGACCUGGCCGCCCGCAACGUGCUCGUGAGUGGCGAGCUGACGUGCAAGGUGUCCGACUUUGGCCUCUCGCGGACGCUUCUACUGGACGCCGACCCCGAGGGAGCGUACACCUCCCGGGGGGGGAAGAUCCCGAUCCGCUGGACCGCCCCGGAGGCCAUCGCACAGCUCAGGUUCACGUCGGCGAGCGACGUGUGGAGCUACGGCAUCGUCAUGUGGGAGGUGACGUCGUACGGCGAACGGCCGUACUGGGACAUGAGCAACCGGGACGUGAUGGAGGCAGUAGAGGGCGGCUGGCGUCUGCCGUGCCCCAUGGACUGCCCCAUGCUUCUCCGCCACCUCAUGCUGAGCUGCUGGCAGGAGGAGAGCUCCUGGCGGCCCUCGUUCAGCCGCCUCGUUACCGCCGUCACUGACGCGCUGCACGACACGGCCAGCUUGUCGUCUCCGGCGGCGGUGGCCUCCAUUCACGGCGACGCCUUCUCACCGCCAACGCCAACGCCGAUUCCGCCGCCGUCUCCUCCCACUCGGUUGUAGUCGUGUUCGCUGGCGCGUCCUCCACUCGGGGUCUCAGCGUUUGCCUCUCGUGUCCCGUUGGGUUUUUCUCACGGCGCUCCCCCGUCGGUUUUAACACUUUCUAUUGUUUUUCCCCCGCUCGCGACGACCUGCGUCUUCCCCGUGCUCGUUUGUUGUUCGCGUGCCUCCUUUUUGAUCCCUUAACUUGUGUAAUGACAGGGUGACACCUGCCGGCCUGUAGGAGUAAUUGACGGUCGUGGCUGCAUCACAUCGUCUCUUCCUGUUCUUUACUAACCACACAGACUAUAGUGGAGGCAGGGCCGACGACUUACACAAUCCCUGGUCAGCUCCUCUCUCCGCUGCUGGAUGACGCCGUUACUGCUGCUGCUGCUGCGUGCGGCCGUGAUUCGACUGCUGCUGCUGCCACGUCUCCAGGCGUUUGAGUUGUGCGCUGAGUUGAGGCUCUUUAUGUAAUCACUACCUGGGGGCUGCUGCGUUGGUUCAUCCACUAAGGGGGAGUUGGGACAUCGCCCCACAAAGCAGCUCGAGAUGACAAAUUACUUUUCUAAUAAAAAAAUUAACUUUUCCCGCAAAUUGUUUUGUCGUGUUUCAAAAAAAAAGUCGUAUUGUCUAUAAGCGCCCGCCGCCGGUAGAUGAGACAGUUUUAUCACUUUCAUGGGAAGCCCCGCCUAGUGGCAAUGUCACGGAGCGACGUCGCAAUGGCAACCUGUGGCGGAACGAACGAGCGAGGAGCCAAAGUGGAAUGGCAGAAGCUCACGCGGCAGGAGGUUGCAAGACAAUUCGGA